Molecule: messenger RNA, 879 nt
Organism: Thalassophryne amazonica
Lineage: Eukaryota; Metazoa; Chordata; Actinopteri; Batrachoidiformes; Batrachoididae
Product: endothelin-2
Exons: 2
Coding region: 215-535 (106 amino acids)
Biological process (GO): vein smooth muscle contraction; regulation of systemic arterial blood pressure by endothelin; intracellular calcium ion homeostasis
Cellular component (GO): extracellular region
Molecular function (GO): hormone activity; endothelin B receptor binding
Source: RefSeq, a predicted model, not a curated record
GAUUGUCCAUUGUGACAAAGUGAUUAGUGCAUUUUCUUUUUAGAAAUAAAACUGCUCACUGUUAUAGGUCAACUGUGAUGGAGCUUCCACAGGAUUAAAGCUGCUUUUUAAGUAGAAAAAGCAGAAAUGACAGCAGGUCCACUCACAGUUUGGCUCAGUUGCAGAUGUUUGGGUUUUGAGCGGCUCUUGCCUUCCAGGUUUGGGCCUUCCAGUGAUGAAACGAUCAGAAACUGAUGGUGCUCUGGUGCUCGGAACGAGGACGAAGCGCUGCGCCUGCAGCAGCCACCUGGACUUUGAGUGCCACUACUUCUGCCACCUGGACGUUAUUUGGGUCAACACAGCCAGUAAGACGACAGUUUAUGGUCUCGGCGGCAUGUUGACCCGGUACCGAAGGUCUGCGGGUCGCUGCACUUGUACAGCCCCUAAUGAUGUCACCUGCAUCAACUUCUGUACGCACAGGUGGGUCGGAAUCAGAGCGUCCAUCUCGGGGAGUGCAGGUUUGUUUGAAUGCACGACGCGUUCCAGUGCGUCGUGAAUGUUGUGGCCUUGGUGCAGUGUGAUGGAGCAUCUUGUUUUACUGCAGUGCUAUUAUUAGCCUAACGUGCUGUCACUGCAUUCUAUAAGUUGCUCUGCAGGGUGUGAUGAUCAAAACAGUACAGCUGAGGUAUGAGAGAGGAGAAGGGUUCCGGCACGCUGCAAAAACUCCCAGCAGCUUCUUGUCGUUUGGCUGAGUGUUCAGGAGUAAACGUGUGGAGGAGUGAGAAGAUGUGAAGGAUUGGCACAUCACAAAACAACAGCUUUGCAGAGUGAAAUGACACUAACAUAAAACACAGAGUGAGCCAGUAAAGAUAAGGUUUAUUUUAGAUGGCUGAUUGUGGA